Carassius carassius (crucian carp) is the source of this 472-nucleotide messenger RNA. RefSeq lists its product as uncharacterized. The transcript has 2 exons. The coding region runs from base 18 to 440 and encodes 140 amino acids. Gene Ontology annotation, cellular component: plasma membrane. The record is from RefSeq and is a predicted model, not a curated record. NCBI's taxonomy places the organism in Eukaryota, Metazoa, Chordata, Actinopteri, Cypriniformes, Cyprinidae.
UGGAUUAUGAAUUAGAGAUGGAGGAUGAUAUUGUGGAGGUCAAAGAAGAUGAAGACUCUGAGACUAAAAGACGAUCUCGACCAAAAGCUGCAAAUCUAAAACACCAAAUCCAGCACAAUCGCCAAAUGCAGCACAAACGCCAAGGUCCUCACAGAGUCCAAGUAAAAGUGAAAGACUACUUACGCUGUUCUGUGUUCACCAUCACCUUCUGCAACUGCCUGUUUCUGGGUACAGCUGCAUUGACAUGCUCCUUGAAGGCAAUGAAUAGGAAGUACAGGAGAGACGUCAAAGGAGCAAAGAAAUUCAGCCGCUGUGCUCUUGCUGCCAAUAUUUGUGCCAUCAUUACAACCAUCAUCACCAUAAUUGUUGUUGCUGUUGUAACUGUAAUUGUUAAGAAUGAACCUGGUUAUUAUUACAGUAGAAAAUGUUAUGUCAUUUAAAUUUUCAGAUUCAGCCAUUACAAUGAAACUUC